AACUAGUUGUCUCAAUAUCUAGAACUUCUGAGACUUCCAAGACUUCUGAACUACCCAAACUAGUAAUUGAUAAACCCGAAACUGACCCAAAGAGAAAUAAAUUACCUGAUCCAUCUGAAUUUAUUAAACCUACUAAUAAA
Molecule: messenger RNA, 140 nt
Organism: Dentiscutata heterogama
Lineage: Eukaryota; Fungi; Glomeromycota; Glomeromycetes; Diversisporales; Gigasporaceae
Source: the annotation of a GenBank genome assembly